AUGAGCGAGGGUGGCUUCUGGCAGCUGCCGUCCAGGCGUCAGCAGGAUAGCGACGAGCGGCUUCGGUUGUGUCGGACUGUUCAGGCGCAGGUCGAGGGACAGUUAGUCUUACAACUUAGACAUGGUCGUGAUAUCCCAAUUGGACGCCGGACGACCCACGCUAUUACGGAGAAGAUUUUGGAAUCGGCGGAAAUCUUGCGGGUCUGCUUGCCGGAUCUUCACCGUUUCCUCGGGUUGGCCAAGACGAUAAGCUACAAUCGUUCUACCCGUUCAAUCCACUUCUAUUUCUUUACGCGAGCCAUUGCUAAGGCGCACCAGGAUGUCGUAGUGCCUUUUCAGGGGAGGGCGUACACGCUCGAGAAUGUUCAUCACCCGGUCAGGGGCUCGGUCUGGUUGAAUCAGCGGGGACCAGACGGGCGGUCGAGCCACCCUCGGGCAGCGUACACCAUUUUGCUGUAUAAUCUCACCCGGUUUGAUGAUAUUGGGCGCAUUGCUGCCUACCUCCGCUCCAAGAUACCAACGGAUUUUGAGCUGGAGGAUAUGGAUACCUGCACCCCGAACUCACGUACGUCCACUGCCUGGAAAGUCACCUUUCAUCUGGCGGGUUGCCCGACCUUUCUCCAAGGAGUAGUCAGACUGCUUUGGUUUGGGACCCCCAUUAUCGUCCGGCAUCCGGACGUGGGCCGUCGCCUCCAAUGUUUGCAAUGUGGUACGCUAGGCCACCCGGCGUCGAGGUGUCAGUUUACUGAUGCGCAGUUGCGGGGGCCGGGCGGGCUGGAGGUCCACGAAGCCGAGCUUUUAGCUGUUGAAGAUCUGGCCAAACCGUUUAGUAGCCCUGAUGAAAUGCGGCAAAUGGCGCAGCGACGACUGGUUGUGCAGCAAUCAGCCGAUGCAGCGGCUCAAGCUGCGGUGACUCCGGCGGUACUGGUCGCCACUUCCAGUCCACCGCCGGCCGCCGAGCCCCAGCCAACAGGUAUACCUAUCCAAUCGGUGUAUACUACUCAUGUCGCGCACGCGGGCCCGCCUCCUCCGGCCCCAAAACCCCGGCCCGAACAGCCAUGGAUGAGACGCCCCCUUCGAGGGGGUCGUCGGCCUUGGCCCCCAGUUCAGCCUUCCCCGCCUCAGCUGAACGUCAGCAGCGGGAGUUAUCACGUUCUCCAGGAGGAUGAUAGGGCAGAGGAGGGUCCGUCUUCCCCAUUUGAAGGCAGUGUCGCCUCUGCACCUCCGCAGCCGGGGACUGGAGGCUCCUCGACUCCUGCUUUUUCGGCACGGCUGUCCCACUCUCGGCUUCUGCCGGAGGAUCAGGCCCGGAAACAAGCAGCCGGUAUUCGGGGCCCGGCGGUAGUUAUCGCGGGUCCGGCUCUCCUGACCCAGCAGCGACGGGAACGUCUGACUUGCGAAAAGCUUUUAAAGCUGCUGCCGGAUCGGCAAUGUCACUCGAUACCCAUGGAUCCUAAGCCGUUAGCGGAACCCAUCCACAUGGGCGAGCUUGUGAGUAUUCUGGGACUUCGGGAAAUAAACACUCCAGCGAACGGCAAUUGUUUGGCGAUAGCUCUUGCUCAAGCGGUGGCUGAGUCUGCCUUGACCGCCCCUACCAAGGACCAGGAGCUUCUCACGGCUUGCAUUAAACGAGGUAUCACGUGUACAGGACUCUUGAACUUGGAAGAUCAGGUCCCUCACGACUUGCGGGUGCAGGCACUUAAGAACGUGGGCCGUGGGUGGGCGUCGAUGACGCGCACAGAGUCGGCUUCUCAAUUCCGCUGGUUUUUGACGGACUUCGCGGCCACCCCAUCGGGGCGAACUUCGCAUAGAGACAUCUUUGUCGUUCAACGCGAAGAAGCCACCCCUCAGUGGCGUUGCCGCAAGUAUCACCCCGUUUCGAUGACUGUACGGGGACGGGCGGUGGCUUCUGUAAAAGAGUACCCCCUUUCUAUUAUGGCGUGUAUCGACGAGCUGCAGGCUACCAAAGUCGGGGCGAGUCAGGCUCUACCGUUAGUGUUGCGGUUUGGCGGCAGCCACUACUCGGCAUUUCUCCAUUCAGCGGGAGUGGCCGAUCCGUUAAACCUUACCGAUACCCAGGACGGGCCGAGUGCGUCGACUCAGGAUCCGGUCCACUCCUUCGGGGACACUAGAGCCACAGCGUUGGUACCAUUGGAGGAGAAAAGCGCUUCAGCACUGCCCUCAGACGACAAACUCCUUCCUGACAGCGGUGACCGGACGUCGAUCGUCCUUUACGACGCUGGAGACGCGGUCGCUCGAACCUCGGCACAACCCUCUGGUCAAUUGGCUUUAACUUCUACUUCGAGCAGCUGUCGCGAACGCGGGAUGGCCUCUGCGGCGCGGAAACGGGGCCACGGCGGCUCUCCCCCGCUCCUGGCGGCGUCUGCGGAUCCAGGUGCUGUCGUUCCGAUCGGCUCUCGCCACAAGAAAGGUCGGGUUCGUUCAGCCCUUCGGAAAUCUUCACUAGACGCGCCGGACGACAGAAUCGAUCGGGACGAAUGGCCAGAGCUCUGGAGUUAUCUGGGAGCCGAAUGGCCGCCGUCAGCAGCAACUCCGUAUCCUCUAGUAUAUGGAGACUCCAACGGGUGGGAGGCUACGGCUCGUUUGGAGCCGGAAUUGUUACUACAUCACUUGCGCCGCUUCGUCUUUCCAGACGAAGUACUUGCUAGCUUGUCCGACACAGUUUUUGUACAGUGGACGGCGCUGUGGCGCCAGGAGUGCUUAUUAUCCGGGCUCCUAGAAUUCCGACAGCGAGUGACAGAGCUACCCACGGGUGUUUGGCUCGACCAAUGGAUUGCUCGAUCGCAGCAGCGCCUUUCGCCGUCUCUGCUGGCCCCUCUGAUUGACAAUUCCGACGAUUGGAGAAAGUUGCGAGGGAUUAACUAUGCGGGGGACGACAUUUUACGAUUGUGUGACCCGCACAGACGCGUCCGAAUGAGUCACCACCUCAUGUGUGCCAUCGUGUUCGACAACGAGAUUUUUGCUCUGACGGGGACUGGCGGAAAGCCAGUACGCCCUCCCGAGCAACUCCGUUGCCACUUUCGCUUACUUCGGACCAAUAGUACCUACAAGGAUACAGCAGAGGUUCCUCCUCGAGUACUAAGGGCAGCUUACAGCAGAAUUUCGUCUUCAGCCCCCGAAGUUCCUUUCUUUGAGGAAGCUGACGCCUACAGCCGGCAUCGCAAACUUCACGACUGGUCUCCGUCCUGGACUUCAGCAGUUGAUCCACUGGAUUCUCGGGGUGGGGACAGGCUCUUUAUUUCUCAAAACGUGAGGGGCUUCAAGGCUAGCGCUCGGGAAGGGUGGUUGUCGGCGUGGCGUAGUGCGCCUCAGAUCCGUCGCCCGCAGGCUUGGUGUAUUCAGGAGACGCAUGUACAUACUGACGAAGAGGCGGGUAGGCUGAGUUCCAGGUGGGCUCAGUUAUGGGGUCAACACUUGGAUCCUGACGCUCCUCCUCUAUCGUUCUGGAGUAUUGGCUCUUCUAGCCGUGCUGGUGUUGCCAUUCUUCUUACCCCUCAUUCUGCUCGUACAGCUUCGGCCUGGGAACCGGAACGCUGGUCACCCCGGGCGAUCGCAAUUUCCAUUGGGGAGGAUGUUCUGAUCAAUGUGUACGCACCUACACUGCGAGGUGAACGGGAAGACUUCUUUACUUCCCUUCUCAGCUGGAAUUUGAUGGCCUCCAACACUAUUAUGGCGGGCGACUUUAACUGCGUCCAGUGCCCUCUCCUCGAUCGGUACGGCAGUUACCGAUCGCACCGAUCGGAAAGCCCUGCCCUGGACGCGGCAGUUGCGACACUGGGCUUGGCGGAUGCGAGAGAUCUUCGGGAUCAUGCGGAUGACGAGGGCACUGGCGAUCCUACUGAUCAUUUCACUUACUGGAAUGGGGACCGUGCCAGUCGCAUCGAUCGUUUCUAUGUGCCUGAGGGGUGGGUAGGUCGCGUGCUGUGGAUUGAAGCGCGGGUGCCAUCCAAUCAGUCGGACCAUCAGGAGGUUGUGCUACACCUACGUGACCUGAACAAACCUCGUUCGUCAUGCCGGCAUGGGCGUGUAACAUAUCCGAUUCAUUCAUCGAACCCUGGCAGGAUCGUUGACGAACUCGUCGCGGAAAUGGACGGAAGGGCUAUAGGUCAGAGCGUUUCUACCCUCACUUGGGACGCGGAUGUCACAGAGUGUCAACAGUGCGUUCGACGCAUCCGGAAGCGGGUCAAACAGCGCAGAGCGCGAUUUCGUCGGAAGAUUCAGGGCAGAGCUCGGCGACCUCUCCUGACCCGGCCGCAAUUUAUCUCCUGCAAUAUGGAGGAAUUACGGCAGGAACAUCUGGUGCGACUGGGCCAGAAGCUCGCCAGGACGGCUGACCAGUUGCGCUAUUUUUACAAGCGGGUUGCCGACUGGGAACGCAAUCAAACAGUCACAACAAUUUCGCGCAUCCACGGCCCGCAUUUUACCCGGGAUAUGACUAAUGCGGAUAAAUUUGCCUCCGAAUGGUCUACAGUCCUUGGCAAAGUUCAUUGCCAGGAGGAGAGAGUGGACUUGCCGUCAGCCAUUCGCCCGGAAGUCCUUGCAGCCGUUUCUGGGCUCAGUCGACAUAAGUCGGCGGGACUGGACGGGCUCAACAACGAUUUUUACAAGGAUACGUCUGCACUUCUUGUCCCCGCCCUGGUCCAGCUCAGCAAUCAAAUUUUGGCUGGAGCUGAUCCCCCGCCUUCAUUUCUCGAAGCUUUGAUCAUACCCUUGCGAAAAAAGGGAGACUCGGCGGAUGCGAUGGAUUACAGACCGAUUUCUCUACUCCAAACCAGCUACAAGAUCUUUGCGAAAGUGCUGGCAACACGACUGCAACGCGUAUUACCAAAAGUCAUUGGUGACUCGCAGCAAGGCUUCGUACACGGACGCCAGAUGUCUAAACUAGUGUUGAUGAUGCUCGCUCAACUGGCGACAGCAACAUCGGAUACAACUACAUCCGCCGACGACAGCCGAGUGAUCCUCCUACUGGAUUUCCGCAAGGCUUAUGACACGGUCGAUCGCGAAUUCCUGUAUGAGGCUCUUCGCCAAUUUGGUUUCGCGGAAAGGUAUGUUCAGCUUAUAACUCGUCUACAUACUGGUACUUCGGCCGCGUUCCUUGUAAAUGGGGAACAGUCUCGUCCCAUCUCCGUCGUUUCCGGUAUCCGGCAAGGCUGUCCACUCGCCCCUUUGCUUUUUCUCGUCGUGGUGGAGAUAUUGGGCGUUGCGGUACAGCAAUCACCAGAUUUGUCUGGGCUUCCUGUCCCUGGACGACAUCCGGCAACGCACGUUUUCUCGGCAUUUGUGGAUGACUCGACGAUCUUUCUCGAGAAGGCCAGUCAGCUAGAGCCAGCGAUAGCUCUUCUCUCUCAAUUUGGGACCCUAUCAGGGCUAGUUGCCCAACCCUCCAAGAGUCAGAUCAUUUGUCUUAAUCGGGCUGUGCACGUAGCCGAUAUGCGGGGCAUUCCGGUCCUUCAACAUGCGGACACGGUGCGAUACCUGGGCUAUCAAGUAGGACUGAGACCCUUACACAAUUGCAACUGGGCGCUUCGUAUCCGGAAGCUUCAACGGAGGCUAAUGACAGCUUCCAGGGUGGCGACCAGUGUGGCGAAUCGGGUGUUGAUCCUCAACUCCAUCAUUCUCCCGUCUGUUCUGUUCACGGCGGCGGUGUUCGAUAUGCCUGAGUGGGCACGACUUGCUGUCCACAACCUGUACAAACAAUUUUUAUGGGCUCAUGCGACUUCAACGGAAGCCAGCCGACACAAGAUUAACCCGGGACUACUUUUCACCCCCAAAAGGCAGGGGGAUUGGGUUGGCCUCUUUGGAGGUGGCUAUUAA
Molecule: messenger RNA, 5835 nt
Organism: Peronospora matthiolae
Lineage: Eukaryota; Oomycota; Peronosporomycetes; Peronosporales; Peronosporaceae
Source: the annotation of a GenBank genome assembly